AUGGUCUCUGCUCUCACCAUUCUCUUCCUCGAGCUCCCUGCGCCCGGACCCUCCAUCUCCGUCAGCCCCAGCGGGGUGAUCGCCCCGGGGGCAGCCGUCACCCUCCGCUGUCAGUGUCGGUGCGAGGCCAGGAGGUUAUUUCUGUAUAAAGAUGGAAUCCAAAUCUGGGAGCUGGACGCUGCUGGGGACGGGGGUGAAUUCACCAUCCCCAGUGCCAGACGCGGAGACGGAGGGUUCUACAGCUGCCGAUCUCGCUCCAGAUCGGAGCCGCCCAACUGGUCGGAUCGCAGUGAUUACCUGCGGAUCAUUGUGACAGAGCUUAGCUCCCCCAAACCCUCCAUCUCCCUGCGCCCCCGUGGGGGAGUCGCCCUGGGGCGAAGUGUGACCUUCCGGUGUAAGUGUCGAUGCCAGGAAGCGACGUUCCUCCUGUAUAAACUUGGAAACCCGGAUGUACGGCGCUGGGCAGUGACUGCUGGGGACGUGGCUGAGUUUCCCAUCCACAACGUGAGCUGGAGAGACACAGGGAGCUACAGCUGCCAAUAUGGCACCAAAUCGGACCCGCCCGUCUGGUCGCAUCCCAGCGACCCCGUGGAGCUGAUGGUAGCAGAGCUCCCUUCGCCCGGACCCUCCAUCUCCGUCAGCCCCAGCGGGGUGAUCGCCCUGGGGAGAACCGUCACCCUCCGCUGUCAGUGUCGGUGCGAGGCCAGGAGGUUAUUUCUGUAUAAAGAUGGAAUCCAAAUCGGGGAGCUGGAUGCUGGGGACGGGGGUGAAUUCACCAUCCCCAGCGCCAGACGCGGAGACGGAGGGUUCUACAGCUGCCGAUCUCGCUCCAGAUCGGAGCCGCCCAACUGGUCGGAUCCCAGUGAUUACGUGCGGAUCGAUGUAGCAGAGCUCAGCUACCCCAAACCCUCCAUCUCCAUGCACCCCAGUGGGGGAGUCGCCCUGGGGGGAACCGUGACCAUCCGGUGUGAGUGUCGAUGCCAGAGACCGAAGUUUCUUCUGUAUAAACUUGGAAACCCGGACGUACGGCGCUGGGCAGAGACUGCUGGGAACGUGGCUGAGUUUCCCAUCCACAACGUGAGCCGGAGAGACACAGGGAGCUACAGCUGCCAAUAUGGCACCAAAUCGGACCCGCCCGUCUGGUCGCAUCCCAGCGACCCCGUGGAGCUGAUGGUACAAGAUUACACCCAGGGCAACAUCGUCCGUCUGGCCCUGGCCACCGGGGUCCUCCUGGCCCUGGCGUUGAUCCUGGCUGAGGCUGCCCACGGAUGGAGGAGGGGCAGAUGCUAG
This is a messenger RNA of Emys orbicularis (European pond turtle), 1290 nucleotides long. Its product is annotated as immunoglobulin superfamily member 1-like. The record is from RefSeq and is a predicted model, not a curated record. The transcript is spliced from 6 exons. NCBI's taxonomy places the organism in Eukaryota, Metazoa, Chordata, Testudines, Emydidae. The coding region runs from base 1 to 1290 and encodes 429 amino acids.